UUGGCACACAUUUUUGGAAUACACAGGUACGAGUCGCAAUGUCGGAUAUUUGCUUCCAAUGUUAUUUUUUAAAGGAAUUGAUAACAGUAUGAACUACAAGAUAAUCAAUUUGGCAUUGUUUUGGCCUUUGCCUCGGUUGUGGGCUAAUUUUCAAGUUCUUGCUUCCUUCCAUCAUUAAGUUUUUGCCUCGCGAAUUCAGCAGAGUUCCUGAGAUGAUAUCGUUGAUUAUUUGAACCACCCCCUAACAAGUUCCAAGGAGUCAUACUUUACAUAUCCACCCGAGCCGGAGUCACCGAUCAAUCAUGAUAUCCUCUUCAGGCCAGGAGUUGCCCCAGAUGGAUCAGACACAUUCACGCCAAGAACGCUCAUAUAUGACCUCAAAGGAGGCUUCGGAAGCAUGAGGAAGAUUAAUGCUUUGUAUGAGCCUGAAGACGACGGACUAUCUGGAGCGUCUGCAGUAUGGCGCUCUAAGCCUGUGAUACAUCGUUCGGAACCAAUCCCCGAGAGCACUUAUCAAACGAAUCUAUCUGCCGACCUUCCUGCACCAACUCUGACACCCGAAACCGUGAAAUACUGGUCAGAUUAUACUCGAGUCUUCUACCAUCCAAAGUCAUUGCAACAGCUUUCUGACUUUGACGUCAACGACAAACUGUUGCCCUUCGAAAGCUACGAUGUGGGAUUCGAUCUAUUUGAGAAACUGGAGCGGGAGAUAGACCUAGUUGAUGCAGAUCUGAGACCGUUCAUUGAAGAAUGUGACGGGUUGCAAGGUAUACAGAUCAUGACUGGAAUCGACGGGGCAUGGGGAGGGUGGACCUCAGGCUGGCUCGAAAGGUUACGAGACGAGUAUGGCAAGAAGAGCAUUUGGGUCUGGGGUCUUGGGGAUCAAGGUGCAAACACAGCAUACCCAAGAGAGAAAAGGAUGCAGCAGCUCUCGAACUCAGCACGAUCUUUGAGCGUGUUCGCGGAACAAGCGUCGGUCUACGUUCCAAUGGCAAAUGCUCCAUCAAAGUCACCGUCCUACAUCGAAUAUCAAGCGAAUUCUUCGUGGCACGUGGGCGCUAUGCAAGCCAUCGCCUUAGAAAGCAUGACAAUAUCUUCUCGAUUGAGAGCUUCCCAUGACGGCCGAGGGACUCUUCAGGACCUGGAAGACACAAUCAACAGCACCGGACAACGACGAAUCGCAAAAUUAGGAUUCAGCAUUGCAGACCCAGACGUGUUAUCAGAGAAAGUUUCAACACUUUCCCUGGAGGCGGAAAAGACGGGAAGCAUGGAGCCGAGGCGAUACAGCGAGGAUGAUGGUGAAGAUGACCAGCUAACCUCAUUCGAUAUGGAUAUGUUCACGUUGAGCUACCGUGCGGCUACCGUCAAAUCACGCAAGCAGGAACAUACAUUCGGGCGAGUGGAGAGUGCCCGAGGAGAGUGGACUGUUCCUGGAGUCGAGCCCUCACGGGAUCCUCGCGAUAGGUUCAACGACGGACCAGCAGUACAAAGUUACAACGCCCCGCUGCUCUUCCCAGUCCUUGACAGCUACCCGGCAAUUUUCAAUGUCGGAAAGGGCCAUACACAAAAGCUUGCGGUGCAUGCUGGCCUCACAACCAGCACAGCUGUCGCAGAGCAGGUGAGAACCGUGGAACAGCUUAUGAGACGAAUGCAUGGGAUCCAAGAGCGCGAGGAUCUAUGCAACAGACUACAAAUCAUCGCAGAGCAAUACGAUGAGGGAUGGGACAGUGGCAGCGAAGGCGACGAUGAUUGAGCAGAGCUUCCAGGGGGGAUGCAUGACUCCCCCCAGCAUCGUUGUUCGGCAUCAAUAAAUGCAGUGGCGGCCUUUCGACUGUGUGCCUGUUUGUCUGCGAAUGACAGACCAACAAC
Aaosphaeria arxii CBS 175.79 is the source of this 1869-nucleotide messenger RNA. RefSeq names its product tubulin nucleotide-binding domain-like protein. The transcript has 4 exons. Bases 398 to 1753 code for a protein of 451 amino acids. Gene Ontology annotation, cellular component: cytoplasm. The record is from RefSeq and is a predicted model, not a curated record. Gene Ontology annotation, biological process: mitochondrion distribution. Lineage: Eukaryota; Fungi; Ascomycota; Dothideomycetes; Pleosporales.